AUGGCGACGGAACUGGCAGUGCAGAGCGAGCGCGCCUACCAAAAGCAACCCCACGUCUUCCUCCACUCAAAGGCCCUCAAGAAAUCCACCAAGAAGGGCAAGGGCGGCAGGAGAUACUACAAGGACGUCGGUCUAGGAUUCAGGACACCCAAGACUGCCAUCACCGGCAACUAUAUCGACAAGAAAUGCCCCUUCACCGGCCUCGUCUCCAUCCGCGGCCGCAUCCUCACCGGCACCGUCGUCUCCACCAAGAUGCACCGCACCCUCGUCAUCCGCCGCGAGUACCUCCACUUCAUCCCAAAGUACGCGCGUUACGAGAAGCGACACAAGAACCUCUCCGCCCACGUCAGCCCGGCGUUCCGUGUCGAGGAAGGGGAUAGAGUGACGGUGGGACAGUGUCGGCCGUUGAGCAAGACGGUCCGCUUCAACGUCCUCCGUGUCCUGCCCAAGACCGGCAAGUCGGUCAAGGGUUUCGAGAAGUUCUAG
This is a messenger RNA of Recurvomyces mirabilis, 486 nucleotides long. RefSeq names its product 40S ribosomal protein S11-B (gene RPS11B). Gene Ontology annotation, molecular function: structural constituent of ribosome. The coding region runs from base 1 to 486 and encodes 161 amino acids. The record is from RefSeq and is a predicted model, not a curated record. The transcript is spliced from 3 exons. Gene Ontology annotation, cellular component: cytosolic small ribosomal subunit; ribosome. Lineage: Eukaryota; Fungi; Ascomycota; Dothideomycetes; Mycosphaerellales; Teratosphaeriaceae. Gene Ontology annotation, biological process: translation.